Messenger RNA from Caenorhabditis auriculariae, 3285 nucleotides. NCBI's taxonomy places the organism in Eukaryota, Metazoa, Nematoda, Chromadorea, Rhabditida, Rhabditidae. The record is from the annotation of a GenBank genome assembly.
AUGUGCGCGCCACCGCACAAGAUUACGGUGAGGCAAGCCACGCCCCUGGUCUAUAAAUAGCGGCGCCUCGCAAUGAAAAAAAAUGCGAAAUUUUGUGCCGUGUUCAAAGUAAUUUCCGCGAAAUGCAAAAUGGUCUCUGACCCUCCAAAAUUUAGUUAUCUUUCUCUUUCUCUGACGGCUAUUUUGAAUUUCGCGGAAUCACUUUGAACACGGCAUUGGGUCCCAGCGGCAUAUUAUCCGUGGCGCAUCAUUGCGCCCUUCUCAUCGUUUCUGAUGCAAAAAUUGAAUUUCUUCACUUUUUUCAUUGGUUUUUUACUUUUUUCUAUUUCUUGCAUUUAUGUGAUCCGCCUCUCUAUGGGUACAUUUUGUGGAGUUUUUAAAUUGCGCACUUUUUCUAAAAACGGUUUCAGAUCUUUAACUUUUUUUCUCAAAAUAGUUGAAGAUUUUUUUCUAAAAAGUCCUAAUUUUUUUCAAAAAUUUUUGAAAUCUGUUUCGCGACAUGAAAAAGAGUAACUCUAUUUCGGAAACUAUAGUUUUUUUAAUUUAAUCAGUUAAUAAUAAAAAGUUAUUAUCUAGUUCCUUUGACGUAGUUUGAAACCGGUUUCGUGUAAAUUAGAGCCAAAUUGAAUUUGCUGAUGCAGUUUAAUGAUUUUUGAUAUAUGCAUCAUCUAAAUUAUAUAUUUUUUUCUAGUUUUUUUGAUGGUUUUCAGAUUUAAACAAAAAAAUUUCGCCAUACGAGGUUUUUCUAAAAUUUCUGCUUUCUAUCCAUUACUUGUUUUUUUCUGAAGCUAGGUUUUCGAGGUAUAUAAAAUGUUUUUUUCAUUUGCUCCUCGAAUUUUUCCUCAUUUCAAUAUUUUUUUCGUAUUUAUAAAUGCUUAUUCAAUGGGAGCUGAUUCAUUUACAUAAUAUUUUUUUGUUUUUUUAUUUUGUAAUCAGUAAUUUAGAGUUUUUCCCCUUUCGAAAUCAAUCCUAAAUGUUUUUUUAAUGUAAGUGAAUGUUUUUUUCACACCAUAUUCUUCAAACUGACAAAUUUCGAAUAUUUCAGGAGCUAUUAUCCUGAAAUCGCAAAUUCUAAAAUUGAAAAAAACAUUUUGAGUAUGCGAUAGUGCGUCUCGGUGUGCUUACACCCUAAGCAUCAUAAUUUACGAAAAGUCUUGACCUUGCGUAAUGAAAAAAACACCGUGACUUCGCUCAGUUUUUUUUUUCAGAUUGAUGAGAAUUUCCUUUUCUUUGAAGGAAACGGUAUGUUCUGUUCAAAAACUCAUCAAAAAUGAUCUUAACAUCAUUGAUGUUGAUAGAUUUCUAGUCUCCGUACAGGCUGGUUCAGGUGGCAAUGGAACUGCAAGGUAUCCUUAACUUUUAUGACCUAAUGAAAAUAUAUCUAGGUAUAACGGCGUUGGAGGGAGCGGUGGAGAUGUUUAUUUUGUUGCCAAGCCUGGAAAAGCUUUCACAGAUAUCAAAAGAAGUCUGAAACAGAAGAUGAAAGUGAAGGCUACUUCAGGAGAUGCAAGUCAGAAAACGGCUCUCAUAGGAAAGCCUGGAGGCCAUGUAGUGAGUUUUUGCUAAAAUGGACUCUCGUAACGAUUUUUCCAGUUUCUGGAGGUUCCCCUUGGCGUUGAAGUCGUCGAUGUUGCGCAGAACACGCUGAUCACUCGCUGUACUCGUGCCUUUCAGAAAUACUUGAUCGCCAAGGGCGGCGAAGGAGGCAACGCCAGCAACGGCUACAAGUGUGUGUAUUUCUUUUUUUUUGUCAAGCCUCAUAAACUAUAAAAUAUUCUGACGAAUGUUCCUGCUUUUUCAAAAUAAUCUUUCAGGGGUUCGAGAGGAGAAAAGUUGGAAGUGGCGAUUCAUUUGAAACUGAGACCUAACGUGGGUCUCGUGGGUUUUCCGAAUGCAGGAAAAUCAACUCUUCUCAAAGCUUUUAUUCCUGAAAAAAGCGUCAAAAUAGCUCCCUACCCUUUCACUACGGUGCCUUUACUCUUCUUCAAUUUUUAGUGAAGUUUUUAGAUUAAACCUCAAAUAGGCUUUUGGAAUGCCGGUGAGGAAACGGUCGAUGUGAGCGGUUACCUUCCAGGAAAAUGUACAUUAUCUAUUGCGGAUAUGCCAGGUUUUUUCUGUUGAAAAAGUGGAAUAUUUCUUCGAAAAACUGGAGCUCCUACUUUCAAAAACGUUCUUAGCAAACUUUUCGUAAGUUCUUUAUUCAUCAGGAAUCAUCGAGGGAGCUUCGAAAAAUCGUGGCCGGGGCUACCAAUUUCUGAAACAUUUGGAAUACGCGAACGUUCUUCUUCUCGUAGUCGACUGUACUGGAUUUCAACUCAAAAAUGAAGUUGGCGAGCCAAAAAGGUGCACUUCUGUUUUUUUUUCAAUUUCUAAUUCGAACUUUCAGAACAGCUCUAGAGAGUGUUGCGCUGUUGAAUGUGGAAUUGGAAUGCUACGAUCGAAAGUUGAUCAAAAAACCUGUGAUUUUGGCUCUCAACAAGACUGAUCUUCUGAAAAGUCCGAAGGUGUGGUCUCCCUUCCUAUGAAAAUUAUAGCUUGAAUAGAUACGAGAAAGCCUGAACAAACUUUUCUUCGAUUUUAAAAAUUUUAAUAAUCACAUAAUUAUGUUUUCUUUAUAUCAUGAGCAUACUAGAGAAAGAAAAAAAGGUAUUGCAACAAGUUUGUAUGGAGAACUUGUUCCGGCCCGUAUCUACACUUAUUUUUUCAACUAUUCUAGCUAGCUGAAUUGUUUUAUAACUGACUACGAUAUGAGAAUUUUCAUUCUCAAGCUCCUGGAAUUUGUUCGCAAGUGGGGAUUAAGAGUUUAAAAAAAGUUGAUCUGGCGAAAAAAGAGGAAAAAUGAACGAUAUUUCUAAUAAUAUUAAUGAUGUUGGCAGCGAGACAGAAAAUUAGAAAAAAGACCAAUUUUUCAGAUACAGCUAACGCAGCUUUUGAUUUAUCGCUCAUUUGUGGGGCUUUUCAAACGAAAUUCAUUCCGCUAGCGUAUAACUUUAUCCAGUGUCAGAACUAAACAUUUUUUUUCUUCUUGGUUUGAAAACAUUGAAAGGAAAGUUUCAGGACUUGCAUGGACUUAUCGAAUUGUUCAAAAGCGACGACUGGGCGCAAGAAGUACCUGAAGAGAUGAGACCAAAGUUUCCUCUUCGCUUCGAGGAUGUCACUGGCAUUUCUGCAAUGAACGGAGGCAUCGAGUCUCUACAGAAAUCUCUGAAAAGCCUUUACAACUACCUCAAUCCUCUGACUGUCCCCGACCCCGACGAAUCCGCGCCAUCCAAGAAAUUUAUCUGA